Metschnikowia bicuspidata var. bicuspidata NRRL YB-4993 is the source of this 489-nucleotide messenger RNA. It is a transcript of the gene BAS1, whose product is annotated as Myb-related transcription factor BAS1. The annotation marks the transcript as partial. NCBI's taxonomy places the organism in Eukaryota, Fungi, Ascomycota, Pichiomycetes, Serinales, Metschnikowiaceae. Gene Ontology annotation, molecular function: DNA-binding transcription factor activity, RNA polymerase II-specific; RNA polymerase II cis-regulatory region sequence-specific DNA binding. The record is from RefSeq and is a predicted model, not a curated record. The transcript has a single exon. Gene Ontology annotation, biological process: positive regulation of transcription by RNA polymerase II; mitotic cell cycle. Gene Ontology annotation, cellular component: nucleus.
AUGAGCUGCAAGGACAAGCCCAAAAAGUCCAUUUAUUCCGUGGACACCUUGGCGUUCACCGAGUCGCUCGGGCUCCAGACGUUCCGCAAGGAGCAGCGCAAGACGUGGAUGAAGGACGACGACGACCAUCUUUUGCGGCGGCUCGCGGACUUGUACCCCGACGAGUACAAAAGCAACUCGUUGAAGGCCGGCGCCAUCAACUGGGAGCUCGUGUCGCAGGCGUUUGGCGGCGAGCGCAAGGCCAAGGACUGCCGCAAGCGCUGGGCGCUGUCGCUCGAUCCCAAUCUCCGGCGGGGCAAAUGGACCCCGGAGGAGGACGCGCUCCUCGUGCUGCAGUUCGAGAAGUACGGCGCGCUGUGGCAGCAGGUGGCGCAGGACAUCGCGGGCCGCACGGAGCACCAGUGCCUGAAGCGCUACUACGAGGUGUUGGACCCCAGCGUCAGCAACCGGCUCAAGCUCUGGACCGAGGCCGAGGACUUGAUGCUCAUC